Molecule: messenger RNA, 2485 nt
Organism: Linum tenue
Lineage: Eukaryota; Viridiplantae; Streptophyta; Magnoliopsida; Malpighiales; Linaceae
Source: the annotation of a GenBank genome assembly
GUCCCAUUCACACCAGCUUGCUCCCUCUCCUUCACAGAGCGGCCCACCUACUUCAUUCUGUACACAAACAACGCUUUCUUUUCAAUCAGUGUCUCAGUUCUGCAACACGCCCACUUUCUGUCUCUUUUGCCUUCCCCUCCCUUCCAUUUUCUUGGCAGAAAUUUCUGUCUGAAGAGAAGACAGAGGUUGAAGAAAAGGAAGGGGGGAAAAACAGAGUAAAAUGUCGAGCGGUUCGUUUCUGAACAAUGAGCUAUCGAAGAAGACUUCAAUCUUCGGUUUGCGAUUGUGGGUCGUGGUGGGUAUCUGCGUGGGAGCCGCCAUAGUUGUUUUCCUCUUCCUAAUCUCGCUCUGGUUCACAUCAAAGCGCAACAGAAGAACCAACAACGCUAAUACUAGUAGUAAUGGUCUCUCUUCCUCUGUUUCUCAAUUUAAGUCCUCACCCAUCAACAACCAGAUUAUCCCAAAUGUCUCCAAGGAGAUAACCGAGAUCCGGGUCGACCCGGCCCCUUCUCCUCAUCCUCCUCCUCCCGGGUUGAAUCCGAAGCCCGACCCGGAUCCAAACCCGUCUCCGUAUCAGCAACAGCAGCAGGGCUCUGUUUCCUCUGACUCCCGCAACAGAAUUCAGUUCGAGAUUGGGAAGGACCACCGGAUUUCUUACGGGUCGGGUCACGGGAGCGGGGAGGCCCGGUCGGGUCCCAGGUCCGGCGACCAGGGUGCGAUGACGGUGCCGGAGGUUUCACAUUUGGGUUGGGGACAUUGGUAUACUCUGAGGGAGCUGGAGUUGUCUACUAAUGAAUUUGCCGACGAGAAUGUGAUUGGGGAAGGUGGGUAUGGGAUUGUUUACCGUGGAGUUUUUGAAGAUAAAACCACUGUCGCAGUCAAGAAUCUGCUCAACAACAGGGGUCAAGCCGAGAAGGAGUUUAAAGUUGAAGUGGAAGCAAUUGGAAGGGUGCGGCAUAAGAAUUUGGUGAGGUUGCUAGGUUAUUGUGCUGAAGGUGCUCAUAGGAUGCUUGUUUAUGAGUAUGUUGAUAAUGGCAACUUGGAGCAAUGGCUUCAUGGUGAUGUUGGCCCUUGCAGCCCUCUCACAUGGGAGAUUCGCAUGAAUAUAAUCACUGGGACUGCCAAAGGGCUAACAUACUUGCACGAGGGGCUCGAGCCAAAGGUGGUUCAUCGCGAUAUAAAAUCGAGCAACAUUUUGCUCGAUAAGCAGUGGAAUCCGAAAGUUUCCGACUUCGGUUUGGCAAAGCUUCUGGGAUCGGAGAGCAGUUAUGUGACGACUCGAGUAAUGGGGACAUUCGGAUUGUGGGUUAGUGUAAUCAGGUUUAUGUUAUUCUCCCCCAGGUAUGUGGCUCCGGAGUAUGCUAGUACAGGGAUGUUGAACGAGAGAAGCGAUGUGUACAGUUUUGGAAUCCUUCUCAUGGAAGUCAUAUCUGGAAGGAACCCGGUUGAUUACAGUCGCCCGCCAGGAGAGGUGAACCUAGUUGAGUGGCUUAAAACGAUGGUGACGAAUAGGAAUGCAGAGGGCGUCCUGGAUCCUAGAUUGCCCAAGAAGCCGUCUUCAAGAGCAUUGAAGCGUGCCCUUUUAGUAGCUCUAAGGUGCGUGGAUCCAAAUGCUCAGAAAAGGCCGAAGAUCGGGCAUGUGAUCCAUAUGCUGGAAGCUGAUGAAUUCCCAUUCCGAGAUGAUCGUCGAACUGGAAAGGAUCAAAGCCGCCCCAAUCGAGACAGUUUCAGAACCGAUAGCCAGGUGAUGGAGUCAGGUGACAGCAGCGGAUACGAGAGUGGAGCUCAAACAAACAGAUCUUUAUCGAAAAAACCAGAACUCGAUGAUCGGUAAGGAUAUUUGUGGAGAACCCAGAUUCCGAGUUGUGUAUCAUCUUGUAUGUGUUAUUGUGUUUGAUUCUUCAUUCAUUCAGAGGCUCUGCUGUCAUGCCAAUGGGCAAUGGCUGAUUUUGGCCGCAGCAUAUGCAGAAAAAGUCCCCCGAAUCCCCAUUUGUGCUGUGGUAAUCCUGACUGUGUUAGGAUUAGAUGGUGAAUGGGGGCAAAUCAUGUAUGUAGAGUAUGUAGUCGUGCGUGUGUGUAUGUAGAGGCUGCAACAGAAAUUUUGUUUAUUGUAAUAGGAGCAGAGGAAUCUUUUUGAGUCACAUGUUUAUGCCACGGAAGGUUUUUAGAGAAGCAAGCAGCUUUUGGACAUUAAAGACCGUGAAUUUGGGGAGGAAUCUUCUUCUGUCCUCUGCAUCUUCUACUGUCGGGAUUCUGUCAGUGUAAAGGUUAAAACCGAGGACGAGAAAGGAAGCUUCAGCUACUGGGUAAUACAGGUAGCUUGCUGCCGGUGCGGGUCCUUGUCAGUUUUAUGGUUUUUGUAAUGACAAGUGAUGCCGUGGUUAUAUGUCUCGCCGACAAACCGUGGGUUAAACUAUUGCUCAAUUGGGCUAAGAUUAGGUGACAAAGGAGGUCCAGUAGGCAGUAGUCAUGAUCUCAGUCAUGG